Messenger RNA from Symphalangus syndactylus (siamang), 5250 nucleotides. RefSeq names its product caldesmon 1 (gene CALD1). Lineage: Eukaryota; Metazoa; Chordata; Mammalia; Primates; Hylobatidae. Gene Ontology annotation, cellular component: actin cytoskeleton. The record is from RefSeq and is a predicted model, not a curated record. Gene Ontology annotation, molecular function: actin binding; calmodulin binding; myosin binding. Gene Ontology annotation, biological process: muscle contraction; actin filament bundle assembly; angiogenesis.
GAGUGAUUUCCUGAGCAUGCCUAGGGAAUGACAGGCAUCUCCACAGGCAGGCUGCAUUCACCUUGGCUGGGGUGUCGUCAUUGGCUGCCUAUUAGAAAAACGACAGGACAAUGCAUACCACCGCCUGCCGACUGUAAACAUAGGGGAUAUGUGUUCACUUAGCAUGGACUUCUGGGAGGGGCCAAGGAAGGGCGGUCUGGAGUUUUAUUGAAUAGAGCAGUGUGUAUUCGGCUGCCUGCCUGCCCGCCUGCUUGCUCUCUGGCUGUGCUCCUGCUUAAAGAAAUCAGUCCUUCCUUUCCGACUUAGUCCUCGGGAAGAAGUUUCAGACUACAAGGUAUCACUGGAACAUUUCAAGAUCAUCAAAUCAAAUUCCACAGGGAUUAGUGAUCAACCAGAAGGCUCAGACAUCUGAUUGCUGACCUGUCCAGACAUCAUCUGGUCUCCCUGAACCUGAAAUCACACCAUGGAUGAUUUUGAACGUCGCAGAGAACUUAGAAGGCAAAAGAGGGAGGAGAUGCGACUCGAAGCAGAAAGAAUCGCCUACCAGAGGAAUGACGAUGAUGAAGAGGAGGCAGCCCGGGAACGGCGCCGCCGAGCCCGACAGGAACGGCUGCGGCAGAAGCAGGAGGAAGAAUCCUUGGGACAGGUGACCGACCAGGUGGAGGUGAAUGCCCAGAACAGUGUGCCUGACGAGGAGGCCAAGACAACCACCACAAACACUCAAGUGGAAGGGGAUGAUGAGGCCGCGUUCCUGGAGCGCCUGGCUCGGCGAGAGGAAAGACGCCAAAAACGCCUUCAGGAGGCUCUGGAGCGGCAGAAGGAGUUCGACCCAACAAUAACAGAUGCAAGUCUGUCGCUCCCAAGCAGAAGAAUGCAAAAUGACACAGCAGAAAACGAAACUGCCGAGAAGGAAGAAAAAAGUGAAAGUCGCCAAGAAAGAUACGAGAUAGAGGAAACAGAAACAGUCACCAAGUCCUACCAGAAGAAUGACUGGAGGGAUGCUGAAGAAAAUAAGAAAGAAGACAAGGAAAAGGAGGAGGAGGAAGAAGAGAAGCCAAAGCGAGGGAGCAUUGGAGAAAAUCAGGUAGAGGUGAUGGUGGAAGAGAAAACAACUGAAAGCCAGGAGGAAACAGUGGUAAUGUCAUUAAAAAAUGGGCAGAUCAGUUCAGAAGAGCCUAAACAAGAGGAGGAGAGGGAACAAGGUUCAGAUGAGAUUCCCCAUCAUGAAAAGAUGGAAGAGGAAGACAAGGAAAGAGCUGAGGCAGAGAGGGUAAGGUUGGAAGCAGAAGAAAGAGAAAGAAUUAAAGCCGAGCAAGACAAAAAGAUAGCAGAUGAACGAGCAAGAAUUGAAGCAGAAGAAAAAGCAGCUGCCCAAGAAAGAGAAAGGAGAGAGGCAGAGGAGAGAGAAAGGAUGAGGGAGGAAGAGAAAAGGGCAGCAGAGGAGAGGCAGAGGGCCAGGGCAGAGGAGGAAGAGAAGGCUAAGGUAGAAGAGCAGAAACGUAACAAGCUGCUAGAAGAGAAAAAACGUGCCAUGCAAGAGACAAAGAUAAAAGGGGAAAAGGUAGAACAGAAAAUAGAAGGGAAAUGGGUGAAUGAAAAGAAAGCGCAAGAAGAUAAACUUCAGACAGCUUUCCUAAAGAAACAGAUCAAAGAUGAAAAGAUUAAAAAGGACAAAGAACCCAAAGAAGAAGUUAAGAGCUUCAUGGAUCGAAAGAAGGGAUUUACAGAAGUUAAGUCGCAGAAUGGAGAAUUCAUGACCCACAAACUUAAACAUACUGAGAAUACUUUCAGCCGCCCUGGAGGGAGGGCCAGCGUGGACACCAAGGAGGCUGAAGGCGCCCCCCAGGUGGAAGCCGGCAAAAGGCUGGAGGAGCUUCGUCGUCGUCGCGGGGAGACCGAGAGCGAAGAGUUCGAGAAGCUCAAACAAAAGCAGCAGGAGGCGGCUUUGGAGCUGGAGGAACUCAAGAAAAAGAGGGAGGAGAGAAGGAAGGUCCUGGAGGAGGAAGAGCAGAGGAGGAAGCAGGAGGAAGCCGAUCGAAAACUCAGAGAGGAGGAAGAGAAGAGGAGGCUAAAGGAAGAGAUUGAAAGGCGAAGAGCAGAAGCUGCUGAGAAACGCCAGAAGAUGCCAGAAGAUGGCUUGUCAGAUGACAAGAAACCAUUCAAGUGUUUCACUCCUAAAGGUUCAUCUCUCAAGAUAGAAGAGCGAGCAGAAUUUUUGAAUAAGUCUGUGCAGAAAAGCAGUGGUGUCAAAUCGACCCAUCAAGCAGCAGUAGUCUCCAAGAUUGACAGCAGACUGGAGCAGUAUACCAGUGCAAUUGAGGGAACAAAAAGCGCAAAACCUACAAAGCCGGCAGCCUCGGAUCUUCCUGUUCCUGCUGAAGGUGUACGCAACAUCAAGAGUAUGUGGGAGAAAGGGAAUGUGUUUUCAUCCCCCACUGCAGCAGGCACACCAAAUAAGGAAACUGCUGGCUUGAAGGUAGGGGUUUCUAGCCGCAUCAAUGAAUGGCUAACUAAAACCCCAGAUGGAAACAAGUCACCUGCUCCCAAACCUUCUGACUUGAGACCAGGAGACGUAUCCAGCAAGCGGAACCUCUGGGAAAAGCAAUCUGUGGAUAAGGUCACUUCGCCCACUAAGGUUUGAAACAGUUCCAGAAAGAACCCAAGCUCAAGACGCGGGACGAGCUCAGUUGUAGAGGGCUAAUUUGCUCUGUUUUGUAUUUAUGUUGAUUUACUAAAUUGGGUUCAUUUUCUUUUAUUUUUCAAUAUCCCAAUAAACCCAUGUAUAUUAUCACUAUAUUUAAUAAUCACAGUCUAGAGAUGUUCAUGGUAAAAGUACUGCCUUUGCACAGGAGCCUGUUUCUAAAGAAACCCAUGCUGUGAAAUAGAGACUUUUCUACUGAUCAUCGUAACUCUGUAUCUGAGCAGUGAUACCAACCACAUCUGAAGUCAACAGAAGAUCCAGGUUUAAAAUUGCCUGCAGAAUGUGUGCAGUAUCUAGAAAAAUGAACCGUAGUUUUUGUUUUUUUAAAUACAGAAGUCAUGUUGUUUCUGCACUUUAUAAUAAAGCAUGGAAGAAGUUAUCUUAGUAGGCAAUUGUAACACUUUUUGAAAGUAACCCAUUUCAGAUUUGAAAUACUGCAAUAAUGGUUGUCUUUAAAAAAAAAAAGAAAUGUACUGUUAAGGUAUUACUUUUUUUCAUGCUGAUGAUUCAUAUCUAAAUUACAUUAUUAUGUUAGCUGACAGUGGUACUGAUUUUUUAGGUUGGUUGUUUUGUGGAUUUCUUUAGUAGUGAUAGUAGCCUGAACCACAUUUUAGAUAACUCAAUUAUGUAUGUAUGUGCAUACACAUAUACAAACACACUAAUGGUAGAAUGCUUUUUUAUGUGCUAGACUAUUAUAUUUAGUAGUAUGUCAUUGUAACUAGCCAAUAUCACAGCUUUUGAAAAAUUAAAAAAUCACAUUAUAUUAAUAUUUCAUAUUUGCCAACAGAAACAUGGCAGAUAGGUAUCAAUAUGUUUUCAAUGCCUGAUGACCUAUAAGAAGAAAGUAUUGAAAAGAAGAGAGAUUAGAAGUGUCACAAGGAGUUGAAAUUUUCUUUUUUUUUUUUUUUUUUGAGACAGAGUCUCGCCGUGUCUCCCAGGUUGGAGUGCAGGGGCGCGAUCUCAGCUCACUGCAAGCUCUGCCUCCUGGGUUCACGCCAUUCUCCUGCCUCAGCCUCCCGAGUAGCUGGGACUACAGGCGCCCGCCAACAUGCCCAGCUAAUUUUUUGUAUUUUUAGUAGAAACGGGGUUUCACCGUGUUAGCCAAGAUGGUCUCGAUCUCCUGACCUCGUGAUCCGCCCGUCUCAGCCUCCCAAAGUGCUGGGAUUACAGGCAUGAGCCACCGCGCCCGGCCAGGAGUUGAAAUUUUCUAAAAGACAUAGUAUUUAGUUUAUAAUUAAAUUCAUUCUUGAAGUCCAGUGUGAAUUUUAUUAAUGCUAUCAUCUCGACCAAGCUCAAAGCCUACUUAUUAGAAACAAUGAAGUUCACAAUAGGUCAUAAGGUCUCUUCCUUUUUCUAAAAUUGAAAGACAAGAAAUUUAGUGCCAAUAUUGUACAGAUAGAAAUUCCAUGUAUGAGUCUCAACACAGACUACCUUUGGCUAAAUGUCUGGAAGCAGAGAAGUGAGCAAAAUCCAAUGUUGAAGAGUCAUGACAGUACUUUGAUCUUUAUAUACUCUGAAGCAUUUCUUUAAACUUUUCUACCUUUAUUUGUCAUUGGUACUUAUAGUAAGUUGACAAUGUGGUGAAAUUUCAAAAUUAUAUGUAACUUCUACUAGUUUUACUUUCUCCCCCAAGUCUUUUUUAACUCAUGAUUUUUACACACACAAUCCAGAUCUUAUUAUAUAGCCUCUAAGUCUUUAUUCUUCACAGUAGAUAAUGAAAGAGUCCUCCAGUGGCUUGGCAAAAUGUUCUGGUAUAGCUGAAUACAUACAGUGGAGUUAUAUAAACUCAUACGUCAGUGAACUUAACCAAAAUUGUGUUAGUCUCAAUUCCUACCACACUGAGGGAGCCUCCCAAAUAACUAUUUUCUUAUCUACAGUAUUCCUCCAGAAAAGCUAACCAGGGCAGGGCUGGCACGAGAAGUGACACCUGCGUUACAAAGUCUAUCUUCCUCAUAAGUCUGUAAAGAGCAAUUGAAUCUUCUAGCUUUAGCAAAACUAAGCCAAAGGAAGGAAAGCCACGAAGAAUGCAGAAGUCAAACCCUCAUGACAGAGUAGGCACAAGUCUACAAUAAGCUAAAUCAGAAUUUACAAAUACAAGAAGUGUCCCAGGUAGCAUUGACUCCCGUCAUUGGAGUGAAAUGGAUCAAAGUUUGAAUUAAGGCCUAUGGUGAGGUAACAUUGCUUUGUUGUACUUUUGAACAAGAGCUCCUCCUGAUCACUAUUACCUGUUUUUCUAGAAAAUCUAAAGUUCAGAAGAGAAUGUAUCACUGCUGACUUUUAUUCCAAUAUUUGGAUGGAGUAAGUUUUAGGGUAGAAUUUUGUUCAGUUUGGAUUUAAUCUUUUGAGAAGUAAAUUCCUUGUUUACUGGUUUGACUAUAAUUCUCUGUUAUCUUUACGAGGUAAAACUGCAAGCUGACUAGCAUGUUCUGUGAAUCUGCCAUUCCUAAAAAUUUUAUAAACACUUGAUAUUUUUCACUGAUAAUGGAUCGCUCCAAUAAACAUAUAUUGUGAAAAUGCAUCCACAAUAAAUGGAAUUCCUUCCUGCAAAA